UAUAGGCUGAACCUUAAACUAUGCUGUGUAGUCUCGGUUUGUUCCACAGUCACUUUUAAUUUUCAAAAAGAAAAAAACCAUCUUUUAAAAACGGUGCGUAAAUUGCAUUUCUAUUUCCCAUGAUGGAUGUAAAGUGCGCAAUGGCUCCAAAUGAAGUUAAAGGAAUCACAUGGAGAUGAUGAAAUCGUUUCCACUAAGAUGCUGUGCGCUGCUGUGUGUUGUUGGGCUAAUUGGAAAUUUCAUUGGAAGUAUUAGUGGGGGAAAAAACGCUUCCUGUAAGUGCGUGUAUCGAAACAGAUAAAUGGGAGUAAAGGAGAAAGGAGGUGGUCAGUCAACUCAAGUGGACUUUACGCUUCAGCAGGAGUGGUGCCAAUAAUGCGUCUUCUUGUUGUUAUCAUCACAGACGCGCCGGAGUAGUAACCCACAAGGGACAGGCAGGUCACCGCGUCGGAGAGACACAAUAAAAAGGCAGCUGAGGAGCUACUUGGACGAGGACGCACACUGGACUUGGAGCUCCGGAUCUUUCAGAGGAUGACCACGGAUGCUCAGCGAGCGCUCAUAUGACUUCACAAGCUUUGGUUGUUAUCCAACAGAAGAGCAAGACUUUAAAGGGGACAUAUUUCUGGACUGGACAGGAACCUAAAGUUAUUCUUUAUUUCCAUUUUCAAUCAUUGUUGGAGUUGGACGCACUGAACUUGAUCAUAUAGUAUAGUUGAAAAAGGCUGAAGAUCAACUUUUUUUUCCCCAGAGGCUUUUUGGAGAAGGAGUUUUCUCUCCAUGGGAGCUAUGAGCGCACUACGUAAGCGCGUCACUAUGGGUCUGGUGCUACUGAUGUGCACGUUGACCGGCCACUGCAGCGAGAGCGCGCCUUCCUCCACGGCUGCAGCGUCCGGUAGCAGCGGGGACGCGCAGCGGGACUUCAGGAGGAUGGUGGAGCGCGUGAAGCACGUGGAGGAGAUCCGGGGUCGCCACAGCGCGAGAACGGAAGCCCCGUCGACGUCAUCAUCAUCACGGACGAGGAGCGCUCUGGUGGAACCGAAGGAUUUACGCACACUGAAGACAGACAGAGGGGACCAGGCUGUCGUCGUAUUCCCCAGAGAUCUCAGAAAGAAGGAGAAAUUCCUAAAACAUAUAACAGGUCCACUUUACUUCAGUCCAAAGUGCAGGAAGCACGUGUACAGACUCUACCACCACACCAGAGACUGCACGAUACCUGCAUACUUCAAGAGAUGUGCGAGGCUUCUCACAAGACUAGCCGGCAGCCCGCAGUGCACAGAGGGGUAGCACGCACAAGGUUGAGUCCAAACAAGUUCUCCAUGAGAAAAAAAAAAAAACUUUGGAAAAAAGUGCCUUGGACAAUAAGAGGGAAGCCUAAAAUACUCUGACCAGCCCCGACUGACAUUAGGCACAGCGUUGCCCGUCAGUGAGGUCUGCUCAGCUAAGGCGUGGAUUUACUGCCUCCCACCGCUCUGGCUGGGCCUCGAUGGAUGUCUCUUCACCACGAGGGAGGCAAUCAGCCAACAAAACCAGACCAAGAUAAAGAUGGUGAAGAUUGGAGAAAAAAAAAAGAAACAAGCGUCUGGAAGAAACAAACAACGGGGCCUAUUUUCCUGCUGGCAUCCAAAAAGAUGUUGCUAAAACAAAACAAAAAAGGGAUUGCAUAUCUUUAUUUUGUUCAUUUCUUUAAGAAAAGAGCAAAAUCCAAAUGUACUAUUUUUCGUAUGACUUGCUUUCUGCGGUUGGUUUGCUCUGUAUGAGUGUUGUGGGUUGAGCCCAUCCCUUCUACUGCACUACCCAUUACGCAGACAAAAAGCUCUCACUGACGCCUGGCAUCAGUCACGGCAUAGAUUCACCCACUUGUGCUCACACUGAGAAAGAACUGUGAUUAAAUUAUUAAUUGCAUCCACAUUUCUCUGUGUCUUUGCAAGACAUGUUUAAAAAUGAAGUGGCGGUUGUAAGUCACAGCCCUCCUGUGGAUCUUGGUAGAGCGUGGUUAAAAUCUAUAUUUAUAUAUUUGAGUUGUCAUAAGGUUUCACUGUACAGAUUAUAUGAAACAAGAGAAAUAUGUACAUACUGUAAAGCAUAAGAGGAAUCCACCUAUCCACCCCGUAAAUUAAAGUGACUGACAUUUAUCAAAUGGCUGUUAAAGACAUAAAAAAAUGAAAUAUAUUUAAAUAAAUUAUAAGAUUGGUACAAAUAUGAGUGUGUCUUGUGCAGUAUUUUCUGUUAUAUUCCCGUCUUGAAAUGUGGAAUGCUACCCGGACAACCACAUGACUGGACCGAGUCCUGAUACUAAACAGAUCUGGCGAACUUCCCAUCGCAGUUCAGCAUAUUUCAGUCACAUUCAUACUGGGAAAAAAAAAUAAAUCCUUUUAAAGGGCCAGUCCACCAAAUUACAAAACAACUUAUUUUCUCACUUAACUCUGAUGAAAUAGUUUUUAGUUUU
Molecule: messenger RNA, 2446 nt
Organism: Sebastes umbrosus (honeycomb rockfish)
Lineage: Eukaryota; Metazoa; Chordata; Actinopteri; Perciformes; Sebastidae
Product: ALK and LTK ligand 2-like
Exons: 6
Coding region: 778-1284 (168 amino acids)
Biological process (GO): positive regulation of ERK5 cascade; positive regulation of ERK1 and ERK2 cascade
Molecular function (GO): receptor signaling protein tyrosine kinase activator activity; receptor tyrosine kinase binding
Source: RefSeq, a predicted model, not a curated record